AUGAACAUACAGAGGUCAAAUCCCAUUACCAUUUCACGUUAUGGGAGAUCACGACACAAAGCGCACGACUUUGAGGAUUUAUCUUUCUUGAGGACUACAGAAUCGAAUCAGAGUUUUAGCCCCAAUUUAGGAUCGCCUAGCCCUCCAGAGACUCCGGACUCAUCUCACUGCAUUUCUUGCAUUGGAAAUUACCUUUUGUUGGAGCCGCUUGAGGGAGACCACGUUUUCCGGGCCGCCCACUUGCACAGUGGGGAAGAGCUCGUUUGCAAGGUGUUUGAUGUCAGUCGAUAUCAGGAGUCACUGGCAGCCUACUUUGCCUUGGGAGCACAUGAAAACAUUAACCAGAUAGUGGAGAUUCUCCUGGGAGACACGCAGGCGUACGUGUUCUUCGAGAGGAGCCAUGGCGACAUGCACUCGUUUGUCCGCACCUGCAAGAAACUGCGGGAGGACGAGGCGGCCAGACUCUUCCAUCAGAUAGUGUCUGCUGUCGCUCAUUGCCAUGAUCAUGGCUUGGUUCUUAGAGACCUCAAGCUACGAAAGUUUGUCUUCAAGAAGGAGGACAAGAGCCUUGUGAAGCUGGAGAGUUUGGAGGACACAUAUCUCCUGGAAGGAGGUGACGAUUCCCUCUCAGAUAAACACGGCUGCCCGGCCUAUGUAAGUCCAGAAAUUCUUAACGCUAGCGGCAGCUACUCCGGCAAGGCAGCAGAUGUGUGGAGCCUGGGAGUGAUGCUCUACACCAUCCUGGUGGGUCGUUAUCCCUUCCACGAUGUGGAACCUGGGUCUCUCUUCAGCAAAAUCCGCCGUGGCCAAUUCAGUAUCCCGGAGACGCUGACGCCCAAGGCCCGCUGCCUGAUCCGUAGCAUCCUACGCCGGGAUCCGGCCGAACGUCUCACCUCCAGAGAGAUCCUGGAGCAUCCCUGGUUCUCCUCUUCUAUCGGCCAGACGGUCAGCUCGGCUCACGGGAGAUCGGACCGCGAAUCGGACCAGACGGUACCAGAGGCCAACAUGGAGGAAGAACUGGAGCAGUUCUUCAGUUGA
Messenger RNA from Chanos chanos (milkfish), 1038 nucleotides. RefSeq names its product tribbles pseudokinase 2 (gene trib2). Gene Ontology annotation, cellular component: nucleus. Gene Ontology annotation, biological process: positive regulation of proteasomal ubiquitin-dependent protein catabolic process; regulation of MAP kinase activity; protein phosphorylation. The coding region runs from base 1 to 1038 and encodes 345 amino acids. The record is from RefSeq and is a predicted model, not a curated record. Lineage: Eukaryota; Metazoa; Chordata; Actinopteri; Gonorynchiformes; Chanidae. The transcript has 3 exons. Gene Ontology annotation, molecular function: protein kinase activity; mitogen-activated protein kinase kinase binding; ATP binding.